This is a messenger RNA of Corticium candelabrum, 1252 nucleotides long. RefSeq names its product peroxisome biogenesis factor 10-like. The record is from RefSeq and is a predicted model, not a curated record. Lineage: Eukaryota; Metazoa; Porifera; Homoscleromorpha; Homosclerophorida; Plakinidae. Gene Ontology annotation, molecular function: zinc ion binding. The transcript is spliced from 7 exons. Gene Ontology annotation, cellular component: peroxisomal membrane. Gene Ontology annotation, biological process: protein import into peroxisome matrix. Bases 1 to 972 code for a protein of 323 amino acids.
AUGUCGUCGUUUAGUGAAGCCGGUCAGCCAGAGUUGAUUCGAAGCAAUCAGAAGGAUCUACUCUACUCAGGCGUCGUCAAGCAACAUGUCUCCGACACCGUACUCGCGCUGUUCGGAUCUCUGUCAUGGGCUAGAUGGCAACGUGAAUUGGCUGUUUUAUCUGAUAUGCUUUACUUUGGACUGACGACGGUGUGUGGAUACCAGACACUUGGAGAAGAAUAUUGUAAUAUUGUACAGGUGGAUAGUUCGGGAAGGAAGAUACCGUCGCUGGCGAGACGUCUUUCUCUUGUUCUGGUUUCAGUCUGUUCUCCCUAUAUCAUUCACAAGCUGCUCAACAGACUAGAGAGAUUGCCGUCUGACCAAUCCACAGAACUGGCAUUAUUUCAAAGAGCAAUUCCUGUCAUUAGACACGUUAUCAGUGUUCUUCAUAGAUCUCACAUGGCUGCAUUCUAUCUCAACGGCGUGUUCUAUCACAUUGCCAAGAGAAUAACAGGCAUUAGAUACCUGUUGGCUCGCCACAGCUUGGUCGAUGGCAGCUCACAGUCAGCAUUUCGGUUGAUUGGGUGGUUGGUUACUAUACAACUUGCAGUGUCGCUCGGUUUACAGCUGUGGCGAUGGCGAGCAAGCGAUGACGCCAAUCAAACAAGCAGGUCUCACAUGCCAGACAGCUCGGCUGGAGGCCGCUGUGACAAUGUUGACAUUACCAACGAGGCAUUCGGGAAAUGCUCGUUGUGUUUAUCAACCCGACGAGACAUCUCGGCCACACCAUGUGGACACCUGUUUUGCUGGACAUGCAUCAUAGAUUGGACAACAGACAAGCUUCCCACGCAAGUGAAACUCAAAGUUGCCGUCUGUGUGCACGCAACUAUUUGCAGCGAUGAUGUCUAUGGAUUGCAACUGCACUGUUUGCCGACGGCGCGGGGAAAUGAAGGAAAACAAUUUGAGAGGACAAAUACAGGGGGGAUGACGUAAUAAACACUUAAUAGCAAUUAAAAUGGUCGGGCGUGACGUUAUUUACUCUAAAGACUCUAAACGGUAAUACUAUCAUCUCCAGAAAUCUCAUCAAAUCCAUUGUAACACAACACUUGCUUCUACAAUCUCGUGCACUGCGAACCAAUGCGACACACAAGUGUGGUCAUGUUUUACGCGCCUAAUUAGUUAGUAAGUUCUAUUUGGUCUCUAUCUCGCCCACUUACUUAUCUACAAUAUGUAUUUUAAUGAAUAACAUUGAUGAUGUUUACUUGCAUGUUUG